UAAAGCCGUAGCAACAGUAAUCAGGAAACAAGUGAGUUCGUUUCCUCGCUUACGUGAACUCGUUUCCGUGGGCAACUGAGAGCACAGCUACAGGACCUGGUUAAGUCGCUAAAUACAUGCUGUCGAAGUCUCUGUGUUCACUAGGGAUCUGCCAUGGUGGAUGUGAGUAAGUGGCCUCUCUUCACCCUCUUGAGUGCACAGGAGCUCUCCUCUAUUCGACAGGCAUGCAUCUUUGGCGCGUCUGCGAAUGAGGCCAUCUACAUCACCCACGAUGAUGAAGUGUACGUGUUGGGUUUGAACUGCAGUAACUGUCUGGGCACUGGAGACAGUCAGAGCACCAUCGCUCCAAAAAAGCUGGACUGCCUGAGUGGGAAGAAGCUGAUCAGUUUGAGCUAUGGCAGCGGACCUCAUGUUUUGCUGGUCACUGAAGACGGGGAGUUGUAUGCAUGGGGGCAUAAUGGAUACAGUCAGUUGGGCAAUGGGACGACCAAUCAAGGUGUAUCUCCUAUUUUGGUGUCUACAAAUCUGCAGGGCAAGAGGGUGACUGAGGUGUCUUGUGGUUCACACCACUCUUUGGCUCUGACCCAUGAGGGUGAGGUGUUCGCAUGGGGCUACAAUAACUGUGGUCAGGUGGGUUCAGGGUCCACUGCCAACCAGCCUACACCACGAAAAGUCUCCAACUGUCUGCAGAACAAAGUGAUUGUUAAUAUAGCCUGUGGACAGACCUCAUCAAUGGCUGUGACGGAUAAUGGUGAGGUUUACGGCUGGGGUUACAAUGGUAAUGGCCAGCUGGGGUUGGGCAACAAUGGGAACCAGCUCACGCCAUGCCGUUUGAUUGCACUACAAGGCUUCUGUGUGCUGCAGAUUGCAUCAGGUUAUGCUCAUUCGCUAGCACUGACCGAUGAGGGCCUGCUGUAUGCAUGGGGUGCAAACACUUAUGGCCAGCUGGGCACUGGCAACAAGAGUAACCAGCUCAGCCCUGUACAGGUCAUGACUGAGAAAGAAAGGAUUGUGGAGAUCGCCGCCUGUCACUCCACGCACACCUCUGCGGCGAAAACCCAGAGCGGUCAGGUGUAUAUGUGGGGACAGUGUCGCGGUCAGGCCAUUGUGCUGCCACACCUCACACACUUCGCCAGCACGGACGACGUAUUUGCCUGCUUUGCCACACCAUCUGUAAUGUGGCGGAUGCUGUCCAUGGAGCAUGAUGAUUUCUUGACUGUGGCCCAGUCCCUUAAAAAGGAGUUUGAUAAUCCAGAGACCUCUGACCUUAAGUUCAGCAUUGAUGGGAAGUACAUCCAUGUCCAUAAAGCUGUUCUCAAAAUCAGGUGUGAGCACUUCAGAUCAAUGUUUCAGUCACACUGGAAUGAAGAUAUGAAGGAGGUGAUUGAGAUCGAUCAGUUCUCGUACCCGGUGUACCGCUCUUUCCUGGAGUUCCUCUACACUGACAGUGUUGAUCUUCCUCCUGAGGACGCCAUCGGACUUCUGGACUUGGCAACCUCAUACUGUGAAAACAGGCUGAAGAAGUUGUGCCAGCACAUCAUCAAGAGAGGCAUCACGGUGGAGAACGCCUUCUCUCUGCUGUCUGCUGCCAUCAGAUAUGAUGCCGAGGAUCUAGAGGAGUUCUGUUUUAAAUUCUGUGUCAACCACUUGACCGAGGUCACGCAGACAGCUGCGUUCUGGCAGAUCGACGGCAACAUGCUGAAGGAGUUUAUCUGCAGAGCCAGCCACUGUGGAGCCUUCAAAAACUGACUCUGACAUCCAGCAGACGCACGCACACACACAAACACACACACACCAUACAUGUGGAUCCAUCUGUUGCUGCAGUCGCUCCUCCAGGCAGAUAAAGGGCGCUGCUACACCAGACGGUCAUCGCGCACACUGCCCCCUGUCGAGCGUCAGAGGAACUCCCGUGAUGGAUCAGAUGCUUGAAGAAGGGUUUAGACCUCUGUUAAUCUCACGUACAACCAUUUUGUACUACAUUACAGACAGAGGAGAUUUCUGUUGUGUGUUAUAUGCCUAGAGUACAUUUCUAGUGCUGCAGAUGGAGGAAUAGUGUGAGUUUUUGGGCCAAAUAAAGGCAUAGUUCAGCUGUGAUGCAUAAACGUACCACUAAAAAGCAGACAGGGGGACAGAUUUGUUCUUUAUGUUGUUGUUUUUUCCUUCUUCAUAAGGUAAUAUUCAACAGGUCACUAAUUAGGUUUCUUGCAGUGAUGCAGUGCAUUACAAGUUGCUCUUUUUAUUGUGUGGUAUAGGCUGGGAUCUGUAAAUGUGCAUUAAGGUGGACUCAGUCAGCAGACGUUGAUGUGGGCUCGUUUUUUUUAAUGUUACUGACCAAAACCUGCUCUAUUUUGUUAUUGCUUGAUGUGAAGGCUUAACUUUUGCUCUUCAGAUAAAGAAAGCUAUAUUAGUUGUUAAUGCUUUGGCCGUUUAGAAGCUGUGCGAAGCAGCAUCUGCAGUAUUGACCGUUACAUUUUAGUCCGAUGUUUAAGUUUGAUUAAGUAUUACUGAUAGUUGCACUAGUGGUCGGAUCACUACAGGGUUUCUAUCAAUCUUUGCACCUUUUAUUUUGGUGUGAAGCACUUGGAUUUCACAAUGCUGAUGCCUGUGGAGAGAUUUAUUUGUUACAAAUGGCUGUGUUUGUGUUUUUCACAUGUACAUACUGUACAGUUUUUGCAUUAGUUUUGUAAAUUUAACCUGUGCACAUCACGUGUGCCGCAGUUUCUCUUGUAAGUUAUGAAUUUGAUCCAUUAAAAAUAAAUAAAGCUUUUCUUAAAAGUUA
This is a messenger RNA of Danio rerio (zebrafish), 2779 nucleotides long. The record is from RefSeq and is a predicted model, not a curated record. Lineage: Eukaryota; Metazoa; Chordata; Actinopteri; Cypriniformes; Danionidae.